Rotaria socialis is the source of this 351-nucleotide messenger RNA. The record is from the annotation of a GenBank genome assembly. Lineage: Eukaryota; Metazoa; Rotifera; Eurotatoria; Philodinida; Philodinidae.
AUGCAUGUAACAUGUGUACUAGUUGGAUUAAUAUUUAUCACCUGCGAAUAUGCAAAUAGUAAUGAAGAUCGAUAUUAUUUUGAAUUAAUAUUAAAAGCACUAUGGCGAUAUCCUAUUGUAAAACAACUACUUAUUCGUUUUUGUAGUAAAGAACUUGAUAAAUGUAAAAAUGGUCAAACACUUCGAUCGUAUACGAAUGCGAUCAAUGAUAAUAAUCUACAAAAAAUUCUAGAUAAUCUAAUUGAAUGUUUUAAAAAUUCCGAAACCUGUUUUGAAAUUGAAGAUUGGCAUUCAUGGUCAGAAUGGAGUUCAUGUUCAGUGACUUGUGGCAUUGGUAAGAAUAAAAAUUGA